AGCCAGUUUCGCGUCAAAGCGUGAACGUCAAUGUCAUUCAAUUGUUUUAUUUUCUUUUCAGUGUCGGUUCGGUGUGUUUAUUUUGUUGAUUUUUUGGGUUUCACGAGACGACGUUGUCUUGAAUCGAAUUGAAUUCGCUCUUAUCUUAAUGUUUUAUUAAAUAAUGUUCCUGGUCGUAAAAUUAUUGUGCAUAUUGCUGAUCUAAAUUUAUAAAUGAAAAUGGCUGUGUAUAGAAGAGUGUUGACACGCAUGCUACGUCUCCGUAACUUACUGGUCCUGGCAUUAUUACUCUUUAUCCUGUACAUGCUCAGGUCCAGAAAUGCCCUGGAGCAUCCAGAAAUGCUGGUUUCACAAAUGAUUCACACUAAAGUAUUCAAAAAUGAAAAAGUCUGUGUUCCAAACAGUUCAAAGAAAAUUGACUGGCAUAACUACACUCAAAUAAAUCAUGAACGCAGCCGUAAAGGUAUAGGCGAGCAAGGCCGCCCAGCUUAUUUGUCGGGAGAGGAUGCCGAUUUGGAGAAACGGCUGUACCAAGUGAACGGCUUCAACGGCGCGCUCAGCGACAAGAUACCUCUGAACCGCUCCUUGCCUGACAUCAGGCACCGCGGCUGCGCCAGUAAGCUGUACAUCGAGUGUUUGCCGACGGUGAGCGUGGUGGUUCCCUUUCACAACGAGCAUUGGAGCACGUUGUUGCGGACGGCUUACUCGGUACUCUACAGGUCGCCUGCGCACCUCAUAAAGGAGAUCUUUCUUGUCGACGAUGCUAGUAAUAAAAAUUUCCUACAUAAAAAACUAGACGACUACAUAGAGAAGAAUAUGCCUAAAGUGAAAGUAUUAAGGCUGAAAUCGCGGAGUGGGUUGAUAACGGCGCGACUGGCCGGCGCUGAAAAGGCUACUGGAGACGUUUUGAUAUUCCUGGACUCUCAUACUGAGGCUAACGUGAAUUGGCUUCCGCCUUUGUUAGAGCCGAUAGCGUUAAACUAUCGAACGGUUGUGUGCCCGUUCAUAGACGUGAUAGCUUACGACACGUUGGAGUACCGCGCCCAGGACGAGGGAGCCCGGGGCGCGUUCGACUGGCAGUUCUUCUACAAGCGGUUGCCGGUAUUGCCCAGGGAUGAGGAGAACAUGCCGGAGCCUUUCGAGAGCCCUGUAAUGGCGGGAGGGUUAUUCGCGAUAUCGCGCGCCUUCUUCAACGAGUUGGGGGGGUACGACCCUGGGCUGGAUAUUUGGGGGGGAGAGCAGUACGAACUUAGCUUUAAGAUAUGGCAGUGCGGCGGUCGGAUGUUGGACGCGCCGUGUUCCCGCGUUGGACACAUUUACCGCAAAUUCGCGCCGUUCCCCAACCCCAACCAUGGGGAUUUCGUUGGCAAGAACUAUCGUCGAGUAGCCGAGGUAUGGAUGGACGAAUACGCCCAGUAUUUGUACAAUCGCCGGCCUCACUACCUGUCUAUACCCACCGGUGACCUCACGGAACGAAAAGCUUUGAGGAAGCGGCUGAAUUGCAAGCCUUUCAAGUGGUUCAUGACUCAGGUAGCGUUUGAUCUCACAUUCAAGUAUCCUUUGGUUGAGCCGAAGCCCUACGCGGAAGGAAAAGUUAAACCUCUAUGGAAUAAUAAUUUAUGCAUUGACGCGAACCACGGAGGUCAGUCGGAGGCUAUUCGGCUGAAAGACUGCAGUCAGGGCGCUGAGACUGAAUUCAUCUUCUCUUGGCACAAGGAUAUCAGAGUAAAAGACCGCGGUAUGUGCUGGGACCUUCCCGAUUCCAGGUCGAAGAGUAGCAUCCUCCUGUACAGCUGUCACCUCUCCGGAGGGAACCAGCUGUGGCAGUACCAUCUGGACACGAAACAGAUAAGCCACGGUACACACGACAGCUGCGUGGACCACGAUCCGGUCAAGCGUGAGUUGUACAUUGAGAGGUGUAACUCCACCAGCGUUACGCAGCAGUGGAAGGUGGACAUUAUUAAUUAUGAAGCUAUGAGGAGAUGGCAUGACGAACGGGUAAGACCAACGGGACCUAUAGAAGAUUAUCCUUGAUUUUUUUUUUUUUUUUUCAACUGUAACAUCGUUUGGCAUAGCGUCCGGUAUGUAAGUUGAACAAUAUUCUACUCUAUGGACGCUAGCAGAUUUUUUUUUUUUCACUUCAUAGUAGUGAGCAAAGUCAACACCCGUGUCUGCCCCUUUGUUUGUAUGUAUGCUUAGAUCUUUAAAACUACACGACGGAUUUUGAUGAUGUUUAUUUAAAUAGAGUGAUUCAAGAGGAAGGUUUGUACGUAUAAAUACUGUCUAUGUGAAGCCGGGGCGGGUCGCUAGUAUCAUAUAAAAAAUUGUUAUAUGCUCAUUAUGUCUACUUAAUUGCCGAGUUCUAUUUUAUAAAUAACAUUAUAUAAAAAAAAAGGAAUCCGAUUAACAAUAUACUUCUAAUCUAAAGCCAUACUUGAGCGUAAAAUUUUGAAAAAAUUACUCGUUGCCGGCUUAUUUAGAAUUAAUGCGUACGUUUUAACUAGUCAGAGACAAUUGAAAAUUAUUACACCGCUUGUAUUAUUAUUAUUUUUUUAAUAAAAACGUGAGGCAUAAUAAUAUUUUAUUUUUAAUUUUCCAAAAAAUUGGAUGCUAAAAUUACUUACCUAUCCCUAAAUUGUAUGAACGUGAUAUAAAUUGAUUUAUUAUGCCGCCAAUUAUUAGUAUUUAAUUUAUUAUGCCAUGUAUUAAAGUCAAUAUUAUUAUGAGUUUAAAUUGUAGGUUAGUUUCUAUCAUAUUUAUUUCAAUGAAAAAUAAUUAAGCAAAGUAAAUGUUAUUUUUUUUUUCAAGUAUGCUAGUACAGACGUUACAAUUGAAAAAAAAUAGAAGGUGUUAUAACCCCCUAUAUUCUAUUAAAUUCUAAGUUCCUCUAUAGUAAAGGUAGGUAUAUACAUACAUAUACAUUCUGUAUUUUAAAAAUAAAUUUAAUUUUUAAUAUAAAGCCUAAAAAAUAUUGCAAUAAGUGUACUGUUUUGUGGAAUAUCCUUUUUAUAAGAAAAAAAGAAGAAAUUUUAUUUUUUGUGUAACUGAAUGUUAUCAUAUUUUAAUGUUAUGAAGUAUUUAAGUCUGUGUUAGCUAUUGUUAUAGUGUACGAUCAAACGGGGCGUGGAUAUAGGCCAUUAACACUCCUAUAUUAUCUCGUAACUUAGUUGUGAGUCUUCCGAAUUUUUUUUAUAAAAAUAAUAUUUCUCAGCGAUCUCCCAUCGUGGAGAAACGAAAGCCUUGUUGGAUCUUAGUUCGUAACAUCAAGUUACCAGUAAGUGCAUAUUUCCUCACACUUACGUAAGUGUUUUUGUUAGUAAUGUAACUAAUAUACGUUUAAAACAAGAAAAAGAUAUUGGUACAUAGCCGCGGUGGGAUUUGAAUCUAUUGAUUACAGUUUUAAAGAGAGGUAUGUAUACCAGUGUUUGUCUUAUAUUCACAUGUCAUUUGAUAGAAAAUUAAAAAAUAAUUAAAAUAAUUUAUAGCCAUGGUAGGUUAGGUAUAUUUUGUACUGAUAAGUGGGUAUACAUAUAUGCUAUAUGUUGUAUAUACAUAUAGCUGUAUGUUGUUGUUUUAUGUUUUUUCUAUGGAGUCUAUGGCUACGUUCCUGAUGUAAUAUGUGAAUGCAAUCGAUGUUAGCGCAUAUAUUAAUAUAUGUGUGUAGUUAUACUAAAGAAAACAUAUCACUAGUUGUAUGGAAGCACUUUUAGGAGGUUAAAUUGAUGGUCGUUUUGCCAUAAAAUAGAAAUUAGUAUUUAAGUAAUUUUUCACAAGCAUAUACAUAUCAAUUUAAUGACGAAAUUCUUAAUUUUGUCUUUUAAAUUAUACAGGAAUAUUAUAAUUAAGGAAGGCUGGUUUCCAAAAAUAAGUUAUUUUAAGUAUGUAUUAUGUUUUUGAUUUUAUUCCAAUAACAAGUAUGAUUUAAGUUUUCAAAUACUUUUGUUACAAUUAGAAAAUAGUAUGUCAAACCUAUUUUUGGCGCCGUCCGGGGCACAGUAAUGUAUUUUUUAAAGCAUUUAUUAAUAUUAUCACUUUACUAGUCUAAUGAAUUCAAGUAAGGCAGUGUUUUUUCCUUUAAAUUAGUAAAGAAAUAAAUGAUUUUCUUGUUUGCAACGAUUUUAAUGAGAUAUGUGUUGACUUCCCCUACAUUUAUUAUGCCGGAUUUUUUUACAUGUAUUUCGGCACAUAUUGUUAACAUAUACAUAUUGUUAUUAUGUGUGUAUGCCUUUAUGACAAUGCUAUGUACGUAUAUGUAUAUUUUAUAAGCUACGACUAGAACUUUCGUAAUGUAAGGUUUUACGAGCUGAACUUUUAUUUAUAUAUCAAUGUGAUUAGUAAGGUAGUCAGCCUUAAUCUGAAUAAACAUAUUUUUUUAAUGG
Molecule: messenger RNA, 4379 nt
Organism: Amyelois transitella
Lineage: Eukaryota; Metazoa; Arthropoda; Insecta; Lepidoptera; Pyralidae
Product: N-acetylgalactosaminyltransferase 6
Exons: 14
Coding region: 214-2034 (606 amino acids)
Cellular component (GO): Golgi apparatus
Source: RefSeq, a predicted model, not a curated record